GGAUCGCUAUAGAUAAAUUAGCGUGGCCCACCUGCACAUGCGCCGACAUGCCGGCUCAGGGAUACCCCACAGCUUCGUACUGUGUACUACAGCAUGUACUAGGGUAAGCCAGUCUAGAGGUAAGCAAGGUACAUAAGUUAACGUUAGUAGGGGCCACCUGCAGGUCCCACAUGGGUCAACAUUCAUGUGUCGACAAAGUCCGAGGCUCCCUUCCUCUCUUCUACCACUACUAUCGACUCUAUACGCGGGCACAUCAGAGCCCCAAUGUUUCUGAACAGCCCUUGUUUGCAUAGAAGCGUUGAGACAUAUAGAGGAUGGAGAGUUCGCCAAAUGCACCCCUGAUUUCUCAUCAAGAAGGCUGCGAUGAUGGCUGCGAGCCUGAGGGCGCUCCGGCAUCCGGAGAUCACGUCAAAAGUGCUGGCAUAGGCGCAUUCAUGUGGCUUUUGGUGUUGUCCGCCGGCAUUAGCGGACUGCUGUUUGGCUACGAUACCGGCGUCAUCUCUGCGACCCUGGUAUCCAUAGAUGCUUCGCUCGGCAAAGAGCUUACCUCGUUCGACAAAUCCAUCAUAACCGCCUCCACUGCGCUCUUCGCUCUCAUCGCGUCCCCCCUUGCCUCGAUUCUGGCCGAUGUCUUUGGGCGUAAGCAGGUAAUUCUCUUGGCGGAUAUACUCUUCAUACUGGGUGCCAUUGCACAAGCGGGGAGCUACAGUGUAUCCUCCAUGGUCCUGGGAAGAUCUAUUGUCGGAGCCGCCGUGGGAGCGGCUAGCUUUGUCACACCAAUGUACAUUGCUGAGUUAGCUCCUGCCGAACAUCGAGGUCGCCUUGUCACAAUGAACAACAUGGCUAUAACAUUCGGUCAGGUAGUCGCUUAUGUCACAGGAUGGAUGUUGACUGAACUUGGUGACCCUUCUACCGGCUGGAGAUGGUUGGUAGGACUGGGCGCCGUCCCAGCUGGGGUGCAGUGCUUUCUCCUAUUAUUCAUGCCCGAAACGCCUAGAUGGUUGGUCAAGGCCGGUAAAUCAUCAACUGCACUGAAGGUCAUACAGAAGACUCUUGCCUCCGAUUCGUUAAGAAGUAGUCAAGUAAAGGCCAUUUUGGCAGAUAUUCAGACUGAAGUCAGGGACGAAGAGCAAGGAAGAUUACUCCUUGGAGGCGGCAAGGAGAACCAGAGCUGGCUUCUUGGACUGCGCGGACUCAUCAGCGUACAGAAACAUCGACGCGCGCUUACAAUUGCAUGCCUUCUACAAUGUCUGCAGCAACUUUGCGGUUUCAACUCACUGAUGUAUUUCUCGGCAACUAUCUUCAAGCUUCUCGGUUUCACCGAGCCGACUCUUGCCUCGCUCACUGUGGCUACGACCAACUUCGUCUUCACUGUGGCGGCACUGCUUCUUAUUGACCGUAUAGGCCGGCGGCGCAUACUGUUAUACUCCAUCCCUUUCAUGGUCGCUGGUCUUGUUAUAUCUGGCUAUGGCUUCAGGUUUGUCAACCUGUCCGAAGCUCCCAAAUCCGGAUCGUCAUCCUCCCAAGACACGGGUGCGGCUAUCAUUCUAACUAGCAUGACGUUGUAUGUUGCGUCGUAUGCAAUUGGCUUGGGAGUGGUGCCCUGGAUGCAGAGUGAGUUAUUCCCACUCAGUGUGCGCUCUACGGGCAGUGGUAUUGCCACUGCCACAAAUUGGUCUGCAAACUUCGUCAUUGGGUUGACCUUCUUGCCCUUGAUGGACGCUCUUACACCAACCUGGACCUUUGUCCUUUAUGCCGCAAUAUGUGCUAUUGGCUGGGUUGCAGUAUGGCUGAUAUACCCGGAGACUGCCGGCCUAUCUCUUGAACAAACUGCUACGCUGCUCGAACAUGGGUUGGGGCGUAAAACGAUGACUAAAUAGUGCAUGACUAUCUACCAGUAUAUAUCUCAAUAUGCGAGUUAUUUUCUC
This is a messenger RNA of Truncatella angustata, 1928 nucleotides long. RefSeq names its product general substrate transporter. Gene Ontology annotation, cellular component: membrane. Gene Ontology annotation, molecular function: myo-inositol:proton symporter activity. The record is from RefSeq and is a predicted model, not a curated record. The transcript is spliced from 3 exons. The coding region runs from base 315 to 1880 and encodes 521 amino acids. Gene Ontology annotation, biological process: transmembrane transport. Lineage: Eukaryota; Fungi; Ascomycota; Sordariomycetes; Amphisphaeriales; Sporocadaceae.